GGUUGCAGACAGGCUUUUCGGGGGGAGUGCCAACUGCUUACGAAACCGGUGCGCGCUUUCAUGCCCAUCCUCUUGUCUGCCUGUUCGGUGAGCACUGGGUGCCGCGUUCCUGCUCCGUGAAGCGUGACAAGCAGGACGGGGGCGCGCCUGCGCCCUCUCCUGAAGACUCCCAAAGAUGUCAGCUCAAGGCCAUACCUGGGCCCAACAGGUGAAGAAGGAGGGUGAGGAAGAGGACCCACUGGACCAGUUGAUCUCGCGCUCUGGCUGUGCUGCUUCCCACUAUGCAGUGCAGGAGUGCAUGGCCCAGCACCAGGACUGGCGACAGUGCCAGCCACAGGUGCAGGCCUUCAGGGACUGCAUGAGUGAACAGCAGGCAAGGCGGCGGGAGGAGCUGCAAAGGAGGAAAGAGCAAGGCAGUGUCCACAGCUGAGACCCCAAACCAUCUAUCCCCAGAAGUUGGCUUGCAGAAACUAGCACCCAGAGAAAUCCUGAACAGUGGACAUGUGGGCCAAAGGGGUAUAAAACUCGGGGAUGGUCAUUGGAAUUGGAGUUGAAAGCCAAGAAGCCAUGAGUUUAGACAUGACUGUCAUAGAAAGAGCUGUCGUAUUUUCAUGAUGAGACCCAAACAUCCUCUCUCAUCUUGUUCCACAAAUAUUAAAUAUUGAUCAAUAUUUGCAAUGUAAUAUGAAGAAUGGGGUUAAGGCAUGCUCUUCUACUGUGUACCUUGGGUCAGUGUGCCAAGUACUCAGCUGAUUACAUGGACAUUGAAUAUUAGAAUUUCCAAUCUAAAGGUAAAUUAGUUACCUGUUCAUGUCUUCAUUUAUUCAGUCAGUGGUUCAACAACAGGUUUUUCUCAGACCUUCUCUAGUGCUGGCACUGUUGGAAACUGAUGUGAUAAAUAAUAUGAUCUCUGCCUUCAUAUUUAGUGUAGUCUGAGAGAAAUAAAACCACACUGGAACAACUAAAUCCUGGCAGUGAUAUAAAUGACUUUAUCUUUCAGAAGUUGUUUUGGAUGUUUCAUUGUAUGAUUAAACAAAUGAGAAAACAAAAACAUGGAGGGACUCUGAUUUAGAGUCUUUAAUUGACAGAUACGGAGUUUGACCUCAUCACACUCCCAACCCAACAAACACAAUGUUAGCUUGACAUUUAAAAAGUACAUUUAACAUAAAAUACAAAUUUUCGCUUUUGAAAAAUAGAGAUGCUAUCAACAUGAAGUUGAACAUAUUGUUACUUGACAAUUUGCUAGGAGCUGAAUACGGUUUCUUUUUUAGGUGGUUGUGUUCUCUGGCUCAUAAAUUGCCACCACUUCUCAUUUUCUUCCAUGGAAUUACAUUACCCAUUCUAUUACUUUCUGCCUAGCCCUGUAAGGCAUUGGGAGUGGGAAGGGAGUUGGGAGAGUGACCCCUGUCAUAGAAGCUGGAAUGCAAAGGGACAUAUGCUGUCAUCACCAGUAAUAUUUCUUGUAUGUUUGUAUCGUACACAUCUUAUGUUGGUAUUUGGGGUGGAGAGAAAGCAAAGAGGGAAGAAGACAGGAAGAAUACCAGUUUAAAGAACAAUAAAAUGCAAUUUCAGCCUCCAAGCGGAAGGGGCAGACUGGGUAUAUGAGUGUAUAUAUAAAGAUGAAUGUGUGUUCAGUGCUGGGGGUCAUUGG
Messenger RNA from Artibeus jamaicensis (Jamaican fruit-eating bat), 1651 nucleotides. Its product is annotated as cytochrome c oxidase assembly factor 4 homolog, mitochondrial. The coding region runs from base 176 to 430 and encodes 84 amino acids. The record is from RefSeq and is a predicted model, not a curated record. Lineage: Eukaryota; Metazoa; Chordata; Mammalia; Chiroptera; Phyllostomidae. The transcript is spliced from 2 exons. Gene Ontology annotation, biological process: mitochondrial respiratory chain complex IV assembly. Gene Ontology annotation, cellular component: mitochondrial intermembrane space.